Molecule: messenger RNA, 1894 nt
Organism: Periophthalmus magnuspinnatus
Lineage: Eukaryota; Metazoa; Chordata; Actinopteri; Gobiiformes; Gobiidae
Product: coiled-coil domain-containing protein 34-like
Exons: 7
Coding region: 162-1139 (325 amino acids)
Source: RefSeq, a predicted model, not a curated record
GCAGACUCUCGAUGCUCACGCGUUCACGCGCUCGCGGUGUCAUGGCAACAGCGUCCUGCCGCGCGGGGGCGCGCUCUGUUUUUGUUGCGUUUGUUCAAACCGGUCACUUCAACUCCUAAGGUUUUACUCUGAGCUGCCAUAGCCUUUCUCCACAAGGGACAAUGUCCAGUUUUGCGACAAACGGUUUCAGCUCUACUCCAGUGAAGAAGUCCAGGAACCGAGAAAAAGACUUCCACAAACCUGCUGCUUUGGAUUUAGAUGUCGGGGUCAUUUCUGAUGAUGAAGACACGUUCUCUCUCCUGUCUCCCAUCUAUCACGACAGUUUUGAGAGUGGAGAAGACAUAAGUCAAUCAAGUGGACAGUCCCCACCAAAGGGGACAAUGGACACCUCAGUGCUGUCAGACAGGUGUGAGCUGCCUAAAACGCCCUCAGAUCAGAUGCUGAGCUCUGCAGUGCCACAGAAAACUCCAGCUUCACUCAGCGCCUGGGAACUGUGGCUUCUGAAUAAGGCCAAAGAAGAUAGGAUCAAAUUGGAAAAGAAGGCAGAGGAGGAGCGGUUACUUCAAGAAAAGAAAAAUCAACAAGAAAAGGACCAUGAGCAGAAAGUUGCUAUGAUCAAUCAAAGGAUCCAGGAAUGGCUGAAGAUGAAAAGAGAACAGGAAAAGCAGGAACAAGAUCUAAAACAAAGCAAAGAACAAAAAGACCUGAUGUUGCAAAUGCAAAAGCAGAGGGAGAUUGAACUCAAAGCACAAGAUAAGUAUAAAGAAUGGCUUCAAAAGAAAAACCAAGAGAAAGCAGAAAAAGAAAAAAAACUGAAGGAGGAAGCUGCACUAAAAGAAGCACAAGAAAAGGAACGACGCAGGAGGGCAGAAGAAAAGUUCAAGGAAUGGCUUAGUCAGGCCAAUACAAAAAACACAGUCAACCGCAAAUCGACUUGUCAAGGUCCAUAUGGAAAAUCUUACCCAUCACCCAGCUUCUACAAUCCCAUUCCCUGGAAGCCGAUUCACAUCCCUCCUGAAACUGUUAACAAUACGACUGACAGGAAAGCACAGAGACAACCAGAAGGACAUCAGAGCCUCAGUUCUAAUUCGAGGCAGCGAAAGUCUGUUGGUGCAGCUCGGUCACAGCAGAGGAGAUGACACUGCAAAAUGCUCAUGGUGAUAGACUGGAAUUCAUUCUAAAGCCUCAGCAUCAUGAUCUUGUGUCUAGAACCUGUCACUUUUGUUUUUGAAAGUCACUCUAGAUACUUUUUUAUUGUAAUAGAUAUUUUAUAAUGUUUAUAUUAGAGUUUUAUAUCAAAUCUGACUUCAUUUCCUACAUGUACUAUAAGAUACACAGAGAGAGACCUGCACAUCUCAUAAAAGCUGCGACAGUUCUGGGGCCAAAAAGAAAAAUUAUAGAAAAGAAAAAAACAGAUCAGCUCCGCAGUUCUUUGGCACUCCCAGUUUUUUAGAUUAUUUUAAUAGCAGCACAAUGCUACUGUUAACCUUAGUUUCCUACACACCCAUUCACAAUUUAGGUGUUUGGGUUAGUUAUAAAUAAAACACGGAGCCUUGCUGUUAAUAAUUGUUUCUUUAUAUUGUAUGUAUAUGUCACGGUUUGAAAUAAGUUUGGUGCCUGGCCACACAAUACAAAGCACCAUUAGGGGUUUAUUACAAGUUAAAAUGUCCAAAUUUAUAAUCAUAAGAAGUAAAAAGAUCAAAUGGGUAAAACCAUGGAAAAGUUCCAGUUCCAGCAGUGCUUAUGUUCACUGGUGACAUAUAAAGAUUGUCCAGUCCCAUCCAAGGCCCGCCAGCAGCACAUAUACUGCAUUCAUAAACUAGGAGAUAUUUUGAAAAUGAUAACAAUUUUUAAUAGCUAUAAUUUGUUAUAUUUUGUAUUCCUGUUGUAUGAA